AUGGAGGAAACGGAGGAACGGUUACGAAAGGUGUGGGAUGCAAGUCCACAGAGGGAGUGGAAAGAUAUCGAAGGCUAUGAAAGUCUGGCUUACAACGGCCGAUCACAAUUCUUCUUUGUAUGGUUAUCAGUGAUUGGAGUAGUAAUCGUGCUCGCCUAUUGUAAAUAUCGACGGAAUCGAUCAAAAUUCUGGAAGACGUUCUACUAUCACAGCGACUAUAAACUAUUCCCUUGGUCAUCCGAAACCACAACGGAGAAAAAAUACACUGCUUAA
Molecule: messenger RNA, 273 nt
Organism: Ostertagia ostertagi
Lineage: Eukaryota; Metazoa; Nematoda; Chromadorea; Rhabditida; Trichostrongylidae
Source: the annotation of a GenBank genome assembly